AUGGAAGCCCCUCUCCCGGUGGAUAAACUCACCCGCAUUAAGGAAGCCCUUGGUCAGUGGACUAUUAGGAAAUCUGCUACCUUACAGGAGCUACCGCCUCUGAUUGGCACCCUUCAAUUUGCUUGUAAGGUUAUAGCCCCUGGCCGCCCCUUCUUGCAACGCAUUAUCCACCUUACAAAGGGUAUCAAGUUCCCCCAUUGGCACAUUCACCUUAAUUCCGGUUUCCGUAACGACAUUUCUAUGUGGUAACAUUUUCUCCAAAAUUGGAAAGGGGUGUCUCUCUUUUUAGAUACCCAGGCCACCUCUCCGCCAGAGCUUCAGCUAUACACUGAUGCUUCUGGUUCCCUUGGGUAUGGGGGUUUCUUAGCAGGGGAAUGGUUCCAGGGCCACUGGCUCCUCCACCACACCCUCAGCCAAAAAAGGGGUAUUAGUAUUGAAUGGCAGGAGCUAUUUCCCAUAUACUUGGCCUGUAUUUUAUGGGGUCCCCACUGGUCCAGCCAAAGAAUCCGCAUGUGGUGCGACAAGUCAGUGGUGGCUAGCAUAAACUCUAAACACAUUAAGUCCUCCCGGAAAUGGACCUUAUUUGAGCAAUCACACUUCAAACACUCAAAUAUAACUUUGCAUUCACGGCUACUCACAUCCCGGGCUUAGACAAUUCUAUCGAUGAUUCACUUUCCCGUUUUCAGAUGGACUGCUUCAGUACCCUGGCUCCAUCAGCCUCUCUCACAGCCUCCACCAUCCCUCCAUCAGCGAUAAACAUCUGAGAGGUUCUGUACAGCGAUACCUUCAUGCUUCCCUUGCCCCUUCCACUUGACGCACCUAUCAAGUUGGUGUCAAACACUUCCUCACCUUUACCCUCAUGCAUAGUUUAGUAGGCCCCUCAACCACCCUCCUAGCAGCCUCAGAGAUAACCCUGGUGUAUUUUGCAUCUCAUUUAGCCAACACACUAUCCUAUGAAACAGUCAAGCUGUACUUGGUGGCAGUGCAGGACCUCCAUCGGGAGCUUAGCUUUCCUCUUAUGCUCAAUGACAUGCAUAGGUUACGAGAGGUCCUGACAGGCAUUACAGCAAUAAAAGGGGGUGGUAGGCCUACACGACUUUUACCUCAUGCCAAAAUGCUGCUUAUUCCAAUGAAGUUGUUUUUAUCUGCUGGGUGGAUUAUGCUCUGGAAGGUUCUGCAUUUUACUGAGCAAAUGUGGUUUUAGCCGCAUGUUUCACACUGAGAGGUCAUGACAUAUGUAUCGAUUGACUGUAGUUAUUGUUUUCUGGUCGGCAGGAUUUGCCCUGUGAUGCAAGCGCAUAUUCUUUGACCUCUUUUGAAGCGUAAAGCUUUUUUUAUUACGGCUGAAUAAGGGUUCCAGUUUUAUCCAAAGUGCCUUCUGGAUCUGAUCUAAGCGAUUUUCUUUAGUCCGUGAGUGUAAUGUUUUUCUGCAAUGCUGUAUCACGCUGGGCCCAGCUUGUCGGUUUUCUUUGCAGAAUGUUAAAUUAUCACGGAUAGUGACUUACAGAUCCAAAAUUAUAAGAGUGAAAUGCAGCUUAAACUGAAGCUACAUAAACUUACUAUGGAGAAUUGAAUUGUGACUCAGUAAACUCCAGCUUAGUGUUUUUCUAAAGAUAGUGUGAGGCUUUUGACUGGAGCGCGUAGUUCCUCCCUUGGUAAUAGCUUUGAAUAAGCUUAACAGUCUUUAAACUGUUUUGUUAUUGCCACAGUUUGUGAUCAGGCAAGACCAUGGUUUCGGUUCUCCUCACGAACCUCAUCAGUUGCCGGGUUGGCUUUGUGCUUAGUUGCUUUUAGAAGAGCAACUUUAGUUGUACUUUGUCGUGGCGAGAACGGUACAGCCGUUCUGUCUGUUGAGCUUUGAACUGAACAUAAAUACCCACGUGGCGGAUCGAAAUUCUUGUUUUCUUAUUGGCUACUGAACGUAACCAAUUGCGGACUGUGUAUUUCGAUCCUCUUCUGCUUCAAGCUAGAGGUGUGUUUUUUUGGAAAGCAUUUCGUGAAAAUUUAGGCACUUUCUCUCGUGGAAGAGUUCGAAGACUCUUGUAAAUAGAUGCGCACAGAGUUUCCGUACACUCCCUCUAAAAACUGGAGUGGAUACGUUUCUUGUUAGUUGCGCAAUGUUGAACUUUCUACUCUGUGCUUGGUUCUUAUUAGUGCCAGUGUUGAUUUUCAUAAGGUAAAACGGGGCCUACCCGUAAACAAAUCAUAGCAAUAAAAGGGGGUGGUAGGCCUACACGACUUUUACCUCAUGCCAAAAUGCUGCUUAUUCCAAUGAAGUUGUUUUUAUCUGCUGGGUGGAUUAUGCUCUGGAAGGUUCUGCAUUUUACUGAGCAAAUGUGGUUUUAGCCGCAUGUUUCACACUGAGAGGUCAUGACAUAUGUAUCGAUUGACUGUAGUUAUUGUUUUCUGGUCGGCAGGAUUUGCCCUGUGAUGCAAGCGCAUAUUCUUUGACCUCUUUUGAAGCGUAAAGCUUUUUUUAUUACGGCUGAAUAAGGGUUCCAGUUUUAUCCAAAGUGCCUUCUGGAUCUGAUCUAAGCGAUUUUCUUUAGUCCGUGAGUGUAAUGUUUUUCUGCAAUGCUGUAUCACGCUGGGCCCAGCUUGUCGGUUUUCUUUGCAGAAUGUUAAAUUAUCACGGAUAGUGACUUACAGAUCCAAAAUUAUAAGAGUGAAAUGCAGCUUAAACUGAAGCUACAUAAACUUACUAUGGAGAAUUGAAUUGUGACUCAGUAAACUCCAGCUUAGUGUUUUUCUAAAGAUAGUGUGAGGCUUUUGACUGGAGCGCGUAGUUCCUCCCUUGGUAAUAGCUUUGAAUAAGCUUAACAGUCUUUAAACUGUUUUGUUAUUGCCACAGUUUGUGAUCAGGCAAGACCAUGGUUUCGGUUCUCCUCACGAACCUCAUCAGUUGCCGGGUUGGCUUUGUGCUUAGUUGCUUUUAGAAGAGCAACUUUAGUUGUACUUUGUCGUGGCGAGAACGGUACAGCCGUUCUGUCUGUUGAGCUUUGAACUGAACAUAAAUACCCACGUGGCGGAUCGAAAUUCUUGUUUUCUUAUUGGCUACUGAACGUAACCAAUUGCGGACUGUGUAUUUCGAUCCUCUUCUGCUUCAAGCUAGAGGUGUUUUUUUGGAAAGCAUUUCGUGAAAAUUUAGGCACUUUCUCUCGUGGAAGAGUUCAAGACUCUUGUAAAUAGAUGCGCACAGAGUUUCCGUACACUCCCUCUAAAAACUGGAGUGGAUACGUUUCUUGUUAGUUGCGCAAUGUUGAACUUUCUACUCUGUGCUUGGUUCUUAUUAGUGCCAGUGUUGAUUUUCAUAAGGUAAAACGGGGCCUACCCGUAAACAAAUCAUAGCAAUAAAAGGGGUGGUAGGCCUACACGACUUUUACCUCAUGCCAAAAUGCUGCUUAUUCCAAUGAAGUUGUUUUUAUCUGCUGGGUGGAUUAUGCUCUGGAAGGUUCUGCAUUUUACUGAGCAAAUGUGGUUUUAGCCGCAUGUUUCACACUGAGAGGUCAUGACAUAUGUAUCGAUUGACUGUAGUUAUUGUUUUCUGGUCGGCAGGAUUUGCCCUGUGAUGCAAGCGCAUAUUCUUUGACCUCUUUUGAAGCGUAAAAGCUUUUUUUUUAUUACGGCUGAAUAAGGGUUCCAGUUUUAUCCAAAGUGCCUUCUGGAUCUGAUCUAAGCGAUUUUCUUUAGUCCGUGAGUGUAAUGUUUUUCUGCAAUGCUGUAUCACGCUGGGCCCAGCUUGUCGGUUUUCUUUGCAGAGUGUUAAAUUAUCACGGAUAGUGACUUACAGAUCCAAAAUUAUAAGAGUGAAAUGCAGCUUAAACUGAAGCUACAUAAACUUACUAUGGAGAAUUGAAUUGUGACUCAGUAAACUCCAGCUUAGUGUUUUUCUAAAGAUAGUGUGAGGCUUUUGACUGGAGCGCGUAGUUCCUCCCUUGGUAAUAGCUUUGAAUAAGCUUAACAGUCUUUAAACUGUUUUGUUAUUGCCACAGUUUGUGAUCAGGCAAGACCAUGGUUUCGGUUCUCCUCACGAACCUCAUCAGUUGCCGGGUUGGCUUUGUGCUUAGUUGCUUUUAGAAGAGCAACUUUAGUUGUACUUUGUCGUGGCGAACGGUACAGCCGUUCUGUCUGUUGAGCUUUGAACUGAACAUAAAUACCCACGUGGCGGAUCGAAAUUCUUGUUUUCUUAUUGGCUACUGAACGUAACCAAUUGCGGACUGUGUAUUUCGAUCCUCUUCUGCUUCAAGCUAGAGGUGUGUUUUUUUUUGAAAGCAUUUCGUGAAAAUUUAGGCACUUUCUCUCGUGGAAGAGUUCAAGACUCUUGUAAAUAGAUGCGCACAGAGUUUCCGUGACACUCCCUCUAAAAACUGGAGUGGAUACGUUUCUUGUUAGUUGCGCAAUGUUGAACUUUCUACUCUGUGCUUGGUUCUUAUUAGUGCCAGUGUUGAUUUUCAUAAGGUAAAACGGGGCCUACCCGUAAACAAAUCAUAGCAAUAAAAGGGGUGGUAGGCCUACACGACUUUUACCUCAUGCCAAAAUGCUGCUUAUUCCAAUGAAGUUGUUUUUAUCUGCUGGGUGGAUUAUGCUCUGGAAGGUUCUGCAUUUUACUGAGCAAAUGUGGUUUUAGCCGCAUGUUUCACACUGAGAGGUCAUGACAUAUGUAUCGAUUGACUGUAGUUAUUGUUUUCUGGUCGGCAGGAUUUGCCCUGUGAUGCAAGCGCAUAUUCUUUGACCUCUUUUGAAGCGUAAAGCUUUUUUUAUUACGGCUGAAUAAGGGUUCCAGUUUUAUCCAAAGUGCCUUCUGGAUCUGAUCUAAGCGAUUUUCUUUAGUCCGUGAGUGUAAUGUUUUUCUGCAAUGCUGUAUCACGCUGGGCCCAGCUUGUCGGUUUUCUUUGCAGAAUGUUAAAUUAUCACGGAUAGUGACUUACAGAUCCAAAAUUAUAAGAGUGAAAUGCAGCUUAAACUGAAGCUACAUAAACUUACUAUGGAGAAUUGAAUUGUGACUCAGUAAACUCCAGCUUAGUGUUUUUCUAAAGAUAGUGUGAGGCUUUUGACUGGAGCGCGUAGUUCCUCCCUUGGUAAUAGCUUUGAAUAAGCUUAACAGUCUUUAAACUGUUUUGUUAUUGCCACAGUUUGUGAUCAGGCAAGACCAUGGUUUCGGUUCUCCUCACGAACCUCAUCAGUUGCCGGUUGGCUUUGUGCUUAGUUGCUUUUAGAAGAGCAACUUUAGUUGUACUUUGUCGUGGCGAGAACGGUACAGCCGUUCUGUCUGUUGAGCUUUGAACUGAACAUAAAUACCCGUGUGGCGGAUCGAAAUUCUUGUUUUCUUAUUGGCUACUGAACGUAACCAAUUGCGGACUGUGUAUUUCGAUCCUCUUCUGCUUCAAGCUAGAGGUGUGUUUUUUUGGAAAGCAUUUCGUGAAAAUUUAGGCACUUUCUCUCGUGGAAGAGUUCGAAGACUCUUGUAAAUAGAUGCGCACAGAGUUUCCGUACACUCCCUCUAAAAACUGGAGUGGAUACGUUUCUUGUUAGUUGCGCAAUGUUGAACUUUCUACUCUGUGCUUGGUUCUUAUUAGUGCCAGUGUUGAUUUUCAUAAGGUAAAACGGGGCCUACCCGUAAACAAAUCAUAGCAAUAAAAGGGGGUGGUAGGCCUACACGACUUUUACCUCAUGCCAAAAUGCUGCUUAUUCCAAUGAAGUUGUUUUUAUCUGCUGGGUGGAUUAUGCUCUGGAAGGUUCUGCAUUUUACUGAGCAAAUGUGGUUUUAGCCGCAUGUUUCACACUGAGAGGUCAUGACAUAUGUAUCGAUUGACUGUAGUUAUUGUUUUCUGGUCGGCAGGAUUUGCCCUGUGAUGCAAGCGCAUAUUCUUUGACCUCUUUUGAAGCGUAAAGCUUUUUUUAUUACGGCUGAAUAAGGGUUCCAGUUUUAUCCAAAGUGCCUUCUGGAUCUGAUCUAAGCGAUUUUCUUUAGUCCGUGCAAUCAGUGUAAAAUGGGGUUGACAGGCCUACACGACUCCCCAGCGCGUGUUUAAAAUAGCCUUUCUAUAGUUUGGCUCUCACGAGUAUGUCUUUGAGUGACCGCCCUCUUUUAUAAGAUACGAGGGGCGGUUUUUUGUAGAUUUCGCUCAGUAAUGGUUGUUGUUCUAUUAAAUGCCAGUUUUUCAUGAGAAUUUGCUUUAGGUUUGGCACUGAUGGUUGGUAUUGUGUGACAAAAGGCAAGAUUCGUUGGUUUGUCUUUGGUUUCUGUUGAAGGGCUAGUUUCCUGUCUUUGAAGUUCACCUCUGAGAGGGUUGUGUUAAUAAGAUCCUCUGGGUAACCCCUCUGUAGCAGAUGCGUUUUGAAAUUUGUAAUUUUCUCUUCGAAUAUUAGUUCGGAAGAGUUUGUUCUGAGGAGUCGGAGGGCUUCCCUUUAAUGAAGCCUUUUUAACUCCUUGCGGGUGACAGGAAGCAAAAUGGGUAUACUGAAAUGUCUCAGUUGGUUUGAAAUGAGUACGCACAUCAAGGAUUGCGUCUCUUUCGAAUCUUUCCCUUUGUAGAUGUAGGUGUCCAGGAAUGUUGUUUCCUUAUCGGAAAUUUCAGCCGUAAAUUUGAUCGUAGGGUGAUGAUUGUUUGCUUGUUCAAUGAAAUGUUUUAUUCUGGCUCUGUUUGUAGUCCAGAGCGAGAAGAUGUCGUCUAUGUAACGUUUCCAAACGAGCGGUUUGAGAAGGCUUCGCUAAGGAUUUCCGUCUCUACCUUGUUCAUGAAUAUAUUAGAAAAGGCGACUGCCAUUUUCGUGCCCAUGGCCGUACCAUGUGUUUGAAGGUAGUUUUUUCCAUUAAACUGGAAAGAGUUUUCUUGGAGAAUUAGCCUGAGCGCUCGUUUUAGUAGUUGUGUAGGGAUAGGAGGUUCGUUUCUAUAGAAUAUUUCGUAUGCUCUGCAUACCGUGUCUAUUCCCUCCUCUUGCGGUAUAUUUGUAUACAAGCUCGUAACGUCCAUUGAAACAAGUAUGACGUCCACUGGGACUUUCGUAUUUUCUAUGAAAUUGACGAAGUCGGUAGUAUCUUUAAGAUAAGACUUUUGUUGUUGUGCUAUCGGCUGAAGGAGUUUGUCGACAAAUGAUGAUAAUUUCUCUGUUGGGCCAUCACACCCUGAUACUAUCGGUCUGCCGACCGGGGGCGGCUUGUGUAUCUUAGUGAGGGUGUAAAAUUCUGGAAUUCGAGGCGGAUUUGGUGUUUGACAAAGCCAUUUUUUAGUCAUGUCGUCUAUGUGAUCCCCGUUGUGGAGGUCUGUAAUAAGUUGUUUAACUUUAUGGUUUGUAUCAGUGACCAUGGGUGAUGCAAGAGGCCUGUAGUUGUCUUUGUUGUCUAGUAGAAUUUGGCCUUCUUUAAUUUUGUCUUGUGUGUUCAUGACUACGGUUGUUGUUCCUUUAUCGGCCUUUUUAAGGUUUAUUUCAGUGUCACUUUUUAGGGCUCUCAGAGCCUCACGUUCGGCCGGAGGCAGAUUGUUUGUGAGUCCAAACCGGGAAAACCUUCGGAUCUCAGUAAUCAAAACAAAGAAGAGUGAUGCUUUUGAAAACCUUCACUGGAUGGUCAAAAUGAUACGAGAGAAUGGACUUGAAUGCCCAAAGACGUUACUAUUUUGUAACACAAUGAAAGACAUAGUGGCAAAUUAUCUUUUGUUCAAAUUGGGUAAAGAUGAAUAUUAUCCACAUGAUUCUAAGAAGAUGACAGACUACGUAAUUGGUAUUUGUCACUCAAUGACAUGGCAACAAUACAAAGAAAGGGUGGUGAGCUCUAUGAAAGGCUCCGGGAAGAAACGUGUAAUUAUUGCUACCUCUGCAUUAAGUAUGGGGGUUAACUUCCCUGAUGUACGAUAUGUUGUGCACUGGGGCCCAGCACGUAAUCUCCUGGAACAUCAUCAGCAGGCGGGAAGAGCUGGACGUGAUGGCAGCAGAUCAGAUAUUGUAGUCAUUUACCAUGGACAACAAUUAAGCCAUUGUGAAGAGGAUGUCAAAUCAUUUGUUUGGUCGGAUGACUGUUUACGUGAGGCAAGCUAUAGACCUUUUGAUAGAAACGUAAAGCCGUUAAACCCUCACCACUUCUGUUGUAGUAACUGUAUAAAAAUUUGGGCAUGUGGUGACUAUGGCUGUAGCUUAUCACCUCCUCUAUUUCUUUUGAAAUCUGUAAGUCCCGAAAAUGAAACUCCAGAAAGAAGCCAAAUGUUAACACUUAAGGACAAGGAUGAGUUAAGAGAGGCCCUUAUUGACCUUAAAGAACAAUUCAAUGGCCCUAGUACCCUAUUCGCUUGCACUGGGUUUUCAGAGGAACUAAUUGAAGAUAUUGUUCAGCAAAGUCAGUUCAUCUUCACAUUACAAGAUUUGACCAAAACAAGUCCUGUUUUUUCAUUAAGACACGCGAUUGCUGUUCUAGAGGUUUUUGCAGAAAUGUUCCAAGACAUAUUGGGAUUAGAAGAUCUUGUUACAUUGCUAGGUCAAGAAUUUUUGCUUGAAGAAAGCCAACCUUCACAUUUUUCAGGUAUUUUUGAUGAUUUGUCUGAUUCAGAUUCUCUUAUUGAUGAACUGGACAUUUUAAUCUGACAUUUGUGAUAGUACAUGUACAGUUUACGUAACUUAAUACAAUUGCGGAAGUAACUGUAACUAAAAGAAAGAGGCCUCUUGAGGGGUUGGGUUUAGGGCUUUCUCGAUUAUGAGAGCAUUUUUCGGGCAUUUUCUGGGAAAACAAGCAUUUUUUCUUGACACGCAUUUUUUCUUGAAAAAGAAUUGCUAGCAUUUUCUGUCAUUUUUCAUGACUGUGAUCCAGAUUUCAGCACUCAGAAGGAUACUUGUUACUUGUGUGUGCAGAUUGUCUGUUUCCGUUACAUGACAUUCAGUCACGUACUAUAGGGUAUUAACACCAACGAAAAAAAAGGCAUGAGUGGUCAGCAGGUAACUCUUUCUCUAGCACAGCCAAGAUGGCGUCCGCCACAAACUUGCAAGAAAGACCAGUUCCAUCAUCUAUACCAAGAGAUCGAUCACUACAGUCCACCUCCGGCGAAUACAAGCGACGAGGAAAUAGCGACACUGUGAAAGUGCCGUUACACGAGCGAGUACAACAGUUUCCUGAUGAGAACAUAGUAUCUUUCAUAUUCCCGAACAUGGUGAAAGUUGUGUGCUUCUCCCACACAUUAGACAACGUGGGGAACCAUUUCGAGAUCCCGACCCCUGAAAGAGUUUGGUAG
Messenger RNA from Porites lobata, 9215 nucleotides. Lineage: Eukaryota; Metazoa; Cnidaria; Anthozoa; Scleractinia; Poritidae. The record is from the annotation of a GenBank genome assembly.